Molecule: messenger RNA, 1959 nt
Organism: Aspergillus tubingensis
Lineage: Eukaryota; Fungi; Ascomycota; Eurotiomycetes; Eurotiales; Aspergillaceae
Product: histidine kinase G2
Exons: 1
Coding region: 1-1959 (652 amino acids)
Biological process (GO): phosphorelay signal transduction system; protein autophosphorylation
Molecular function (GO): histidine phosphotransfer kinase activity; phosphorelay sensor kinase activity
Source: RefSeq, a predicted model, not a curated record
AUGGGUGGCCACCCAGACGUGUCGGCCCAGCAGCUGGCCGACAUGAUGCCUAUCGGGUUGGCAGUCCUUGAUCACCAGGACGGGUCCGUCUUUGUGAACAAACGCUUCUUGGAAUUGACCACCUGCACCUCCGAUCGUGCCUUUGAGUGCUGGUGCCAGUCCAUCCAUCCCGAGGACUUCGAUCGCGUGGCAGCAGCAUAUCGAGAAGCCUCUCAGUCCUACCAUGCCCUCCGCAUCGAAUACCGUACCCGGUUGCAGCCGUGUCUAUGGCGCGUGUGUUUGUUGACGCCACUGGAGGAUGAGGAGGAGCGACAACGAUUCAACCUGGGACCGGAAGGGGGCUUCGUUUGCACCAUCACCGAUAUCACACAAGAGAAGACGGCGGAAUUGACGCAGCGUCGCAUUGCUCACGAGGCAGAGGACCGCAAGCAACAACAGGAGCGCUUUAUCGAUAUGAUCAGCCACGAGGUGCGCAACCCGCUAUCGGCCAUCCUCCACUGCACUGAGGAUAUCCUGGAGGCUGUUCAUUCCCCGGAUAUUGGAGAGGAGAUGCAGACGCAGAUCGCUGAAGCAGCCGAUACCAUCAGUCUUUGCGUGGCGCACCAGAAGAAGAUCAUCGACGACGUACUAACCUACUCCAAAUUGGAUGCUGCCAUGCUGACGCUAUCUCCCCGACGCGUGCAACCGCGCCGGAAUGUAGCCACCGCGCUGGCCAUGUUUCGUCCGGAGCUGCGUAAACAUGAUAUUCAAUUCUCCUACCAGCUGGACCAUUCCUACGCCAACUUGGACAUUGAUUGGGUCAUGGCGGAUAUGGAUCGCAUGAGCCAGGUCCUCAUCAAUCUGCUCUCUAACUCCAUCAAGUUCACCGCCAAUUCGGGCGACGACAAGCGCAUCCGCGUCUCCAUCGGUGCGUCUACCCAACGGCCAUCCUCCUAUCCUCCGAACGUGGUUUUCUUUGACUCCGGCGAGGAGGCACUAAAACUGGACGCGACGUCACAACCCGAAUGGGGCGCGGGUGAAUACGCGUUUCUGAUGGUGGCCGUGAAAGACAAUGGGAUUGGAAUCAGUGACGAGGCGCAGAAGAGGUUGUUUGAGCGAUUCAAUCAGGCGACUCCGCGCACCCAAACAAUAUAUGGCGGAUCGGGACUAGGUCUGAAUGUCAGUCGCAAGCUGUGCCAUUUGCACGGCGGAGAGAUUGGCGUCAGUUCUAAGGAGGGCGAGGGAAGUACGUUUGGAUUCUUUUUCACAGUGCGACGCACUGCAGCGGGGCCCGGGGAUGACCCUAGCAAGAGCAACGGAACCGCGGAGAUUGACCGGAUGUGCAGCCAGAUCCAAGCAAUGGGCAACGAGAUGAGUGGAGUGACCGAGCGUCAUGCCCGACCACGCAUUCCCGAGAAUCCCUCUGUCACUCACGUCCCGGAGAUCUCGCGACACGCCAGCCGAGACAGUCGGCGGCUGCAUACAGUGAAGAUUGCCAGCGGAGUCUCCUCCCCGGCGUCGAGAGGUUCACCUGUAUCAGAGGACGAGGAUCAUCAGGCCCCCGAAAAGCCGCGAAGUGAACCGCGGUCACACCCGCGCGAACGGCGCAUUUUGUUAGUGGAAGACAACGUCAUCAACAAGCGCAUCCUCUCGCGCAAGCUCCAGACCUCCGGCUAUCACGUCAGCGAAGCGAGUAAUGGCCAGGAGGCGGUAGAUGCGGUCCAGCAGCAGGGAAGUUUUGACUGUGUACUGAUGGAUCAGGUCAUGCCCAUCAUGGACGGAACAACGGCUUCCCGGGCCAUUCGCCAGUUGGAUGGUCCCAUGGCGCAGGUCCCUAUUCUCGGGGUUACAGCCAAUGUGCGGACGGCUCAGAAGGAUGAGAUGCUGGCGGCGGGGAUGAACGACAUUAUCUACAAGCCGUAUAAGAUGCCGGAUUUGAUCGAGCGGAUCAAACAACUGCAGCAGAAGGGUCAGGAAUGA